UUGUAUACGAGUGGUCAGUCACUUUGGAAGGGAAGAAUAACUCUCCAUUUCCUGUUGGGUUUGAAGGUGUAGGCUAUUGUGCUGACACGAUGUUCUAUCACGUGUCUUUAGAGCAUGAAAUUCUUCUCCAUCCAAGAUACUUUGGACCAAAUCUGCUGAAUAUAGUCAAACAGAAGUUGUUCACUGAAGUAGAGGGAACUUGCACAGGAAAGUAUGGGUUUGUAAUAGCAGUAACCACAAUUGACAACAUUGGUGCAGGUUUGAUCCAGCCCAGUCGUGGCUUUGUUGUCUAUCCUGUCAAAUACAAGGCCAUUGUGUUCAGGCCUUUCAAAGGGGAGGUGUUGGAUGCUGUCGUCACUCAGGUCAAUAAGGUUGGAUUGUUUACAGAAAUCGGACCACUGUCCUGCUUUAUAUCUCGUCAUUCCAUUCCAGCUGACAUGGAAUUCGAUCCUAAUUCCAACCCACCUUGUUAUAAGACUAAAGAUGAGGAUGUGGUCAUACAGCAGGAUGAUGAGAUCAGAAUAAAGAUUGUUGGUACGCGUGUGGAUGCCAAGGACAUUUUUGCCAUAGGGACAUUGAUGGAUGAUUAUUUGGGACUGGUGAGUUAACCUGGACUCUCCGACACGCAUGCUUCAUCUCCAUCAGUGGACACUUGUGGUUUGACAGGGAUCAUUCAUUACAUUAUCUAUAACAGAGAAGGAUCAAGGAUUGACAUGUGUCACACCACAUUUCUACAAAUGAAGGAUUGAUACAUGUCACUCCCCACAUUAACAUCAGAGGAAGAGGUAUGAUUGGCACAUGUAUGUGUCACUCACAAAAUCUACAUCUGAGAGGUCUAGGAUUGACGUGUCAUUCAAAAUCUACAUCUGAGAGAGGUGUAGGAUUGACGUGUCAUUCAAAAUCUACAUCUGAGAGAGGUCUAGGAUUGACAUGUGUCAUUCAAAAUCUUCAUCUGAGAGAGGUCUAGAAUUGACAUGUGUCAUUCAAAAUCUACAUCUGAGAGAGGUCUAGGAUUGACGUGUCAUUCAAAAUCUACAUCUGAGAGAGGUCUAGGAUUGACAUGUGUCAUUCAAAAUCUUCAUCUGAGAGAGGUCUAGGAUUGACGUGUCAUUCAAAAUCUACAUCUGAGAGAGGUCUAGGAUUGACAUGUGUCAUUCAAAAUCUACAUCUGAGAGAGGUCUAGGAUUGACAUGUGUCAUUCAAAAUCUUCAUCUGAGAGAGGUCUAGGAUUGACGUGUCAUUCAAAAUCUACAUCUGAGAGAGGUCUAGGAUUGACAUGUGUCAUUCAAAAUCUUCAUCUGAGAGAGGUCUAGGAUUGACAUGUGUCAUUCAAAAUCUUCAUCUGAGAGAGGUCUAGAAUUGACAUGUGUCAUUCAAAAUCUACAUCUGAGAGAGGUCUAGGAUUGACAUGUGUCAUUCAAAAUCUACAUCUGAGAGAGGUGUAGGAUGGACAUGUGUCAUUCAAAAUCUACAUCUGAGAGAGGUCUAGGAUUGACAUGCGUCAUUUACCACGUCUACAACUAAGAAAUAUCUAGGAUUGACAUUAUGUGAUAUCACUAAUCUUCAUCGACAUCUUCAUUUCACCAUCUGGCAGUAAUUGUCUACAGAAAAAAAGUGAUGAUUAACAUGUAAUGCAUUAUAUCAUUUUUAUGAUCAUACAUCGGAUGAGGAAUCUAUGGUUGACUCAUUUCAUUGACCACACCUACAUCUGAAAAGGACUGAUCAACAUAUGUUACCCACCAUGUAAUAAAAAGGGAGUAAUUAACAAGUCAUCACUACAUCUACAUCUGAGAAACAAAUCCGUUUGUUUCUUGUCACUCACAGUAGCAUUAUCUUCACAAAAAUACAAAAAAUAUCAUUAACAACUUAUACCAUAUCAUUAUUAACAUUGGAGCCGUAUCAAGGAUUGGCAUGUAGAUUGACAUGUUAAUUUCAAUUACUAUACAAGAGGACUGAUCUUGUCUUGACACAUGUCAAUUGCUGGUUAAUCUUGCAGUGACACAUGUCUAUCGUCACAUCAUCUUUAUAAGUGAACUGUAUGUGUUAACUUGGACUUAGAUGAUGUUAACAUCAUAUAAAGCGAGUCGGUCAGAAAUGAUGUUAACAUCAUGUAAAGCGAGUCGGUCAGAAAUGAUGUUAACAUCAUGUAAAGCGAGUCGGUCAGAAAUGAUGUUAACAUCAUGUAAAGCGAGUCGGUCAGGAAUGAUGUUAACAUCAUGUAAAGCGAGUUGGUCAGAAAUGAUGUUAACAUCAUGUAAAGCGAGUCGGUCAGAAAUGAUGUUAACAUCAUGUAAAGCGAGUCGGUCAGAAAUGAUGUUAACAUCAUGUAAAGCGAGUCGGUCAGAAAUGAUGUUAACAUCAUGUAAAGGGAGUCGGUCAGAAAUGAUGUUAACCAUGUAAAGCGAGUCGGUCAGGAAUGAAAGGAUAAUUGUGUUAUAAUCAAUAUAGACAAUGCAAGGUAAAAGAGAUAAUGUUAGCAUCAAGUGUAUUAAAGAUCUGUUUAAUUUCAUUUCCACUGGCCGACAGCUGGUAUAUAUGUUUUAUUCGUAGGUAAUUUUACAAUAUUGAUAUGUAAAAGCUUUGUAUUGUAAACAUAAUUAAUGUUUUUAUAAAUAAAUAUUCUCAGUCUUA
Pecten maximus is the source of this 2631-nucleotide messenger RNA. RefSeq names its product DNA-directed RNA polymerase II subunit RPB7. The coding region runs from base 90 to 608 and encodes 172 amino acids. Lineage: Eukaryota; Metazoa; Mollusca; Bivalvia; Pectinida; Pectinidae. The record is from RefSeq and is a predicted model, not a curated record. The transcript has 8 exons. Gene Ontology annotation, cellular component: P-body; RNA polymerase II, core complex. Gene Ontology annotation, molecular function: single-stranded DNA binding; single-stranded RNA binding; translation initiation factor binding. Gene Ontology annotation, biological process: DNA-templated transcription; transcription initiation at RNA polymerase II promoter; positive regulation of translational initiation.